This is a messenger RNA of Myodes glareolus (Bank vole), 3612 nucleotides long. It is a transcript of the gene Ppp1r9b, whose product is annotated as protein phosphatase 1 regulatory subunit 9B. Gene Ontology annotation, biological process: calcium-mediated signaling; neuron projection development; actin filament organization. NCBI's taxonomy places the organism in Eukaryota, Metazoa, Chordata, Mammalia, Rodentia, Cricetidae. Gene Ontology annotation, cellular component: actin cytoskeleton; postsynaptic density; cytoplasm. The record is from RefSeq and is a predicted model, not a curated record. Gene Ontology annotation, molecular function: actin filament binding.
GAACAGCUUCCGCGUCUCCUGCAGCCGGGACGGCGGGUGCGGCGGUGGAGCCGGCUGCGGGAGACGCGGAAGCUGUUCGAACGGAGUGUCCCCGCGGCCUCGGGUGGCGACAAGGAGGCCGCGGCGCGGCGGCUGCUGAGGCAGGAGCGCGCCGGCCUGCAGGACCGGAAGCUGGACGUCGUGGUGCGCUUCAACGGCAGCACCGAGGCGCUGGACAAGCUGGAUGCUGACGCCGUGUCGCCGACGGUCAGCCAGCUCAGUGCGGUCUUCGAGAAAGCCGACUCGAGGACCGGCCUCCACCGUGCGCCCGGGCCCCCCCGGGCGGCGGGGGCACCCCAGGUCAACUCGAAGCUGGUCAGUAAGCGGUCCCGAGUGUUCCAGCCACCGCCUCCGCCUCCUGCCCUGUCGGGGGAAGCCGCGACCGAGAAGGAGCGUGGCCCUGGAGGGCAGCAGCCCCCACAGCACCGGGUGGCCCCUGCCCGACCGCCGCCUAAGCCGCGGGAGGUGCGCAAGAUCAAGCCGGUGGAGGUUGAGGAAAGUGGGGAAUCUGAGGCCGAGUCGGCUCCCGGGGAAGUGAUCCAGGCCGAGGUGACCGUCCAUGCAGCCUUGGAGAAUGGCAGCACCUCGGCCACCACAGCUAGCCCCGCACCCGAGGAGCCCAAGGCCGAAGCGGUCCCCGAGGAGGAGGCAGCGUCGGUGGCAACGCCAGAGAGGGGGUUGGACAAUGGCCGGACCCCGGACGUGGCACCUGAGGAGGUGGAUGAGUCCAAGAAGGAGGACUUCUCAGAAGCAGACUUGGUGGACGUGAGCGCCUACAGUGGACUCGGGGAGGACUCUGGGGGCAGUGCCCUAGAGGAGGACGAUGAGGAAGAUGAGGAGGACGGGGAGCCCCCCUAUGAGCCGGAGUCAGGGUGUGUAGAGAUUCCUGGUCUCUCAGAAGAAGAAGACCCGGCCCCGAGCCGGAAGAUCCAUUUCAGCACCGCACCGAUCCAAGUAUUCAGCACCUACUCCAAUGAGGACUAUGACCGACGCAAUGAAGAUGUGGAUCCCAUGGCAGCCUCUGCGGAGUAUGAGCUAGAGAAGCGUGUGGAGAGGUUGGAGUUGUUUCCCGUGGAGCUGGAGAAGGACUCUGAGGGCCUGGGCAUCAGCAUCAUUGGCAUGGGGGCCGGAGCUGACAUGGGCCUGGAGAAGCUGGGCAUCUUCGUCAAGACCGUGACCGAGGGUGGUGCAGCCCAUCGGGAUGGCAGGAUCCAAGUCAACGAUCUGCUGGUGGAGGUGGAUGGAACAAGCCUGGUGGGAGUGACCCAGAGCUUCGCAGCCUCUGUCCUCAGGAACACCAAGGGCCGAGUGCGGUUCAUGAUUGGCCGGGAGCGGCCUGGAGAACAGAGUGAAGUGGCCCAGCUAAUUCAGCAGACUUUGGAGCAAGAGAGAUGGCAGCGGGAAAUGAUGGAGCAGAGAUACGCCCAGUAUGGAGAGGAUGAUGAGGAGACAGGAGAGUAUGCCACCGAUGAGGAUGAAGAGCUGAGCCCCACAUUCCCAGGCGGCGAGAUGGCUAUCGAGGUGUUCGAACUAGCAGAGAACGAAGAUGCACUGUCCCCUGUGGAGAUGGAGCCCGAAAAGCUGGUGCACAAGUUCAAGGAGCUCCAGAUCAAGCACGCCGUCACUGAAGCGGAAAUACAGCAACUGAAACGGAAGUUGCAGAGUCUGGAGCAGGAGAAAGGGCGCUGGCGGGUGGAGAAGGCCCAGCUGGAGCAGAGUGUGGAGGAGAAUAAGGAACGGAUGGAGAAGCUGGAGGGCUACUGGGGUGAGGCCCAGAGCCUGUGCCAGGCUGUGGAUGAGCACCUACGGGAGACUCAGGCCCAGUAUCAGGCCCUGGAACGCAAGUACAGCAAGGCCAAACGUCUCAUCAAGGACUACCAGCAAAAGGAGAUCGAGUUCCUGAAGAAAGAGACUGCCCAGCGUCGGGUACUGGAAGAGUCGGAGCUAGCUAGAAAGGAGGAAAUGGACAAGCUUCUAGACAAGAUCUCAGAACUGGAAGGAAACCUGCAGACCCUGAGGAAUUCUAAUUCUACUUAACAGGAAUCGCUCCUUGACUGGACAAUAAUAAUCCACUCCCAUUAUCCACACCCCCUGUCCUCAAUCCCCACCCCGCCCCUACCAGCCUGGGGACAGGUGCCCCGACUUCCCCCACUCCUCCACCCUACCUCCCCAGCUUCAGGGACCAGAGGGCCCAUAUCACAGGCCCCUUUAGGGUGGCCCGGGCAGACAAUGGUGGCUGGAAGAGUGGCCUCCUUGUUCUAUGGGACUGAGGUACAGAGGCCGAGAGAAGCUGAGAGCUGACCUGGGUGGUGGAUGGACACAAGGACCUGCAGACCAAACUGCCAGACUUUACAACCUCCAGCCUGUGUCUCUAGACCGGAGUGGAGCUGGGGCUCUCCCAGCAUCUCACCACUUGGAGGCUGCUCCCUGCCCACAGGGUCCGUGUGGCCCCUGGGCCUCUUGACUUGAGAUUCGACUUUCUUGGCCCUUUCCUCUUCCCUAUCAUUGUGCUGUCUGUUGCAUUCUGGCCUCCUGCUUGGAGGGGUUGCCUCAACAUCUCCCACCCCUGCUCCCCAUCCCAGGAGGGAUAGAGCCCACCCUUGAGCCAGAGGCUGGGCCUGGUCCUGCACUGAUUUCUCGUAUCCUUGGUGGUGGGGAGAGCUGGAGUAGGGGAAAGGAUGAGUCCAAAAUCCAGUCCCUUUCCUAGGAAGGGCAACAGCCCUCAACUUCUUGUGCCUCCCCUUUCCCAGGUGCCAAAUAGCCAUAGCCUCCUCCUGGAACUGUCCUGAGGCCACUCUGGGGUUCAGGUUUCCUUGGUCUAGCCUAGGAAUGCCAGGAGGGAGGGAGGUCAGCUUAGGUGGUGUGCCUGCAGAGCUCUCACUGGGGAGCUAGGCCCUGCCCAGGGUCACACCUGGAAGCCUUGUAUUACCAUCAAAGAGACUCAGCCUCCCCUCCUCCCCUUCCCCACCAUUUUCCAAUGUUAUCACUGGAGGGUAAAAUUUUACUAAUCUUUUUGGAGACCAGGGCUGCUUGCUGUCAGCCUGCUUUCUAAGUGAAAUUGACUCAGUUUCCCCACUUUAACCCCAAAUUGGGGCUUGGACCAAGGGAGGUGAGACCCCCUCAGGUACCCUCCCCUUUCAAAAUCCAUCUCAUUUUGCCACUUCCACAAUCCCCGUCCCAAGCCUAGAUUUCUGUUCGUUGUUUUUUUGGUUUUGUUUUUUGUUUUUUAACAACCCGGUUCUAUCCUUUUUGGCUUCUCCUAGACCCCUGUAAAUAGACCAUACCAUCAAUCAGUAUUUCUUGCCUCUCUUCCGCCCCCAGACGUUCCCCCACUUCCCAGAAAGAGCUGGCUGUCACAGUGCCCGGCCCCAGCACUUCACCUAGGCAGAUGGAGGGGGCGGAGCCGGGUGGGCGAGUUCUCGAUGUACUUCCGGUUUUGACCGGCAGCGCUCUUGCCCCGCCCUUGGAGGACCCCGUCUCUGUAUAUAAUAUAUAUAUAUAUGUAUGUAUUGUUCCUGGUUUUGUACGGACCAUGCCCUCUGUCAGGUCGUCCCCAUAAAAGCAGCCCCCAGA